AUGGGUGGUGUAUCAUGCCAUGAUACACCACGUCCUAGUGUAAUGGAUUCCAUGGAUGAGCGUUAUCGUCAAUAUCGAGAAAGUGCGACGGAAUUUCCAUUGGUGCAAUUUGGACUUGGCAUUUUUCAGUGGAAUACAAAAGACCAAUGUUUUCAUGUGGAAACGUAUCAGUUCCCACUCUUUCCAGUCUUUCAUGACAAAAUUGAUGGACUAGAGACGAUCAAAAUGAAAACUUCUGGACCAAUGAACAAUCAAGAUGCUUCGGCUUGUCCAGAUCGAAGGUUUUUACUACAGGCAAAAUGUUUGCAAUAUAUUCGAGCUCAUGGUUUUGAUCUCAAUGUAUGGAUUGAUCAAGGUAUUGGCUACUUGUCACACAAUGAACAAGAAAAAGAACCGUGCAAGUCCAUGCUUGAACGAUCAGCACGACCAGAGAUAUUGAGAAAAUUUCAUCCGAAACAAUCUGCACUGAUUACAGAUGAAACACAAAUAUUCUUGGAUCAAGUGAUGACCAAGUUGAAACAAAGACUUGCAGCUUUUGAAGAUGGAAGGAAAAAUGCCGUGACAGGAAAAAGUAGUGGUGGAAGAGUGAUGCAAGAUAAUACCGUUCGACGACGUGGACGACGUGGUGGCAAGAAAAACAAGAAGAAAAACAAUGGACGGAAUAAACUGAAGAUAAUUAUCUUACGUGGGAAGGAGGAAUUGAUGGAACAGCCACAUGCUGAGGAAGAUUUGGAAAAUACAGUGAAGGAGGAAGACGUUGAGGAGGAAAAUGAGGGAGCUGUUGACGAAGAUGACACUGGACAACAGGAGGUGGGUAUGUCUGAAACAGAUCUUGCAUUAGGUGAAGAAGAGGAGGAGAACCUUGAACCAGACAAUGACACUAUCGUUGCCAUGAAGCGAUUCUUGCUGACGCCAGUGCCUGCUGAUCCAACGCUUGCUCCGUGCGGUGCGUACGUGACUGAACCACUGGCACCCUUCCGUCGCCAAGCUCUCGCGCAGUAUCUUCACAGUGUUUUUCCAGAUGCUCUAGCGCUUGAUUGUAAAGUGGACAACGUUGAUAAUGCGGAUGUCAUGCGUAAUCCAUGGAGACGUCGGGUCCGUAUUGUUGCCGCGCAUUCGAAAUGCAUCAAGCUAGCGUUGUCGUUGGCUGACCAACAGAUUGCAGAUGAUGAGAUGCGCGAGCGAAACCUUCGUUUGAUUGGUUUCACUGCUGUACUGGACGCCAUUGUAGCCGCGCGAAAGCCAAUCAUUGGACACAACAUGCUCCUUGAUCUCAUGCAGUGCUACGCAAAGUUUCAUGGACCACUGCCAGGGCGGUGUGCCGAGUUUCAGCGAGAGCUGCAUACAUGGCUUGGUAAGGGUGGUGGCGUCUUCGAUACAAAGGCGCUUGUUGACAACGCUAUGCAAACGGUGGACUCUUUUGCGACUCAUUUGGCACAUACUACGCUUGAGAAUUGCUUCGAGACAUUGUCGAAGCAUCCAUUCUACGGCCCAGAGGUCCGCAGUGUGCAGCCAAGUGUGAGGGGUAUUGAUGCAGCACGUGAACAUGGAAAUGAACUAACGAGCUCAUCGCAAGCACCACUUCAGGCGCACCAGGCAGGCUAUGACGCAUUCAUGACGGGGUUUGUAUUCUUGCGCGUGUGUUCUGGUCUGGGGGUAUCGAACGAGUGCAUCACUUCCUUGGGAACGCCGUUGCAACGUUCAAAUUGGGAUUCAAAGCACACUGACGAAACACUAGAGAGACUGCGAAACGUAUUGUUUGUGAGCCACUUCCUGCCAAAGUAUGUGCUGGAUCUACCAGGUCCGUUUCCUGAGUCUACUCCUACACCAUCGCGCUCUCGGUUUGUGCGGAUGAAGCUGACGCGGACGCGUGCACCGGUUGCUGCAGAUGCUACGUCUUUGUCGAAUGGUGGCAACGUUUCUAGCUCAGUUUUGAAGACGUUCCACAUUAAGCACUGUGUGGGGUGGGCACUUAAUCUACAAUCAGCAACUCGACUUGUGAACGUGUACUGGGAGGGACAGCAGUGUGUGUACGUCGAGUUGCCGUCACCCGAGGUAGCCGAACAGCUCUUGACAGUACGCAGUCAAACAAAAGAGUGCUGGGGGUCUGCUAAUGAUCCGAUGCCGUCAAUCGGGUGCGUCGAUUUGGAUCGAUGUCCAGGAACGUACGAGUGCGCGGAGAUGAAGGCAACAGCGACGAAUUCGGUGCCGCUUAUACUCACGCAGCCCAAUAGUGAUGACGAAAAGACCCGCAGGAAACGCAAGAGUUGUGAGAUGGCGUAG
Molecule: messenger RNA, 2283 nt
Organism: Peronospora belbahrii
Lineage: Eukaryota; Oomycota; Peronosporomycetes; Peronosporales; Peronosporaceae
Source: the annotation of a GenBank genome assembly